AUGAAGUACUUUCCAAUAACAAUGCUGCUACUAUGGUUGUUAGCCUGCAUUUCAUAUACGUACUCACAACAUGUUCCAUCGACAUAUAUCAAAGAAUUCGAUGAUUCUGCAAUACAACCAACAUUGGAAAAGACAACAUAUUCCUUAAUUUAUUUCUAUUCUGAUUCAUGCAAAUAUUGUCAAAUUUUCAAUCCAAUAUUUGAAAAUUUAUGUGCCUUGUACAACAACAAUGAUAGUGAAUCCACUAAUUUCCAAAUAUUGAAAACCAAUGCUAGAAUUAAUAAGAAAUUGAGUAAACUCUUUGCAAUACGACACUAUCCUACUUUGAAAUUAUUACAUUAUCCAUCAAAAGAAAUCUUGGAGUAUGAGGGGAAACGAGACUUGCAUUCAUUGAUUGAUUAUAUCGAAUCUAAAACCACUCUCAAACCCAAUUAUGAGAACUUUGAAUCGGAAGUGAAGAAUAUCGAUGACUUGCAAGAGUUGUUACAAGGAGGCAGAGAUAAAGUUGUCAUUUUCAUUAUGAGCUAUUUUGCUGAUUGGCAAGAUUACCAUUAUCCUGCUCAUUACAUUCAAAGAAUUGCCAGCUCACAUGAUGCUAUUGAAUUCUACGUUUAUCACGGAGAUGAUUUGCAUAAUUCGGAAAUAUUGCCACAAUUUAGUGUUAGUCAUUUUCCUAGCUUAGUCUACAUCAGAAAUGGUAAGUUCAAAGCCUUAAAUACUGAACCACCGGCUUAUCAGAAAAACGAAAAGUUUGAUGGAAACAAAAUCGAAACUUUUAUUGAAUCCAUUCAUUUGGAUGAGUCGGUGUGGCGUCCUAUAAAACCAGUGAUUGAAGUGCCAAUUGCCAAUGACGAUGAAUUGGAAGAGGGCUAUGAAUCCGAUGAUGAUAUAGAGCAUAUAGAAUUGUAA
Lodderomyces orthopsilosis Co 90-125 is the source of this 909-nucleotide messenger RNA. RefSeq lists its product as uncharacterized. Gene Ontology annotation, biological process: protein folding. Gene Ontology annotation, molecular function: protein disulfide isomerase activity. The transcript has a single exon. Lineage: Eukaryota; Fungi; Ascomycota; Pichiomycetes; Serinales; Debaryomycetaceae. The coding region runs from base 1 to 909 and encodes 302 amino acids. The record is from RefSeq and is a predicted model, not a curated record. Gene Ontology annotation, cellular component: endoplasmic reticulum.